UUCUUAGUCUUUCUUUAUGUCAUCAUAGUCUAAGUUUUCUACUUUUUAGUUUUUAGUGAGUGAGAAAGUUUGCAUUAAGAGAUAAUUGUGAAGGAAACAAAAAGGGAAGAACACUUUGGAUGAAGGAUCCACUUAUGAGCAACGAACUAUUUCCUGACUUCCAAAACCACUCUCCGCCACAGCUCUGAAAUUUUGUAUGCUAAAGCCCAAGUAUGAAUUCUGUAAAAAGUUGCUUGCAAUCCGGCCAGCUUAACCGUGCACGCGAACUGUUCGACAAAAUUCCUUACCCGGAUCUCUACACCUUGACACUCUUAUUAUCUGCAUACUCGACGCACGGCCUUCCCAAACAAUCCAUAGCUUUGUAUAGAAAGCUCUGCAAGGAGAAGGAUCUCUAUCCCGAUCGAUAUGUUAUACUCUCAGUAGCAAAGGCUUGCUCCCUUUCCAUGGAUGCCAUCACAGCUAUAGAACUUCACAGCGAUGCGAUUCGAUUCAAGCUUAGCUCAGAUCUGCCUGUUGGUAAUGCAUUGGUUGAUAUGUUUGGUAAAUGUGGGUUGAUUGAGGAAGCAAUAAGUGUCUUCGAUCAACUGCCUGAUAAAGAUGUGAUAAGCUGGACUUCACUAAUUUCUGCCCAUGCAAACUGCAAGCAAUCAGGAGAAGCUUUACAAGUUUUUCGUGUGAUGUUGCUUUCUGGCAUGAAGCCCAAUUCUGUAACUCUGUGCACGGUGCUGCAUGUUUGUUCAGCAAUGAAAGCUAUCAAAUUUGGAAAAGAGAUUCAUGGUUUUGCAGUGAGGAAUAGGUUUGAGAGUGAUGUUUGGGUGAGCAGUGGAUUAAUCGAUGUGUAUGCGAAAUCAUUUAAUCCACACCUUGCAAGGCAUGUGUUUGAUGGAUUACCUGACAAGGAUACUGUUUCAUGGAAUGUGAUGUUGUCAUCUUAUUUCUCAGUUGGGAAUUCAGAGGAGGCUUUGGAGCUAUUUGGAAAGAUGAAAUCUGGAGGUCUGAUGAAUUGUGCUUCCUGGAAUUGCAUGAUUAGUGGAUUUGCACAGAAUGGUAGGAUUAUACAAUCAAUUGAAAUGUUUGCUGAGAUGCAGCAUUCUGGUUUCAGGGCUAAUGAGAUCACUAUAGCUUCUGUGUUGCCUGCCUGUACUGAUGUGGAAAAUAGAAGAGGUGGAAAGGAGAUUCAUGGGUUCAUAUACAGGUAUUGUUUCAUAAAGGAUAAGAUGAUUUUGACUGCCCUGGUUCUGUUGUAUGCUAAAUGUGGAGAUUUAAUGAAAUCUAGGCUUGUUUUCGACCGAAUGAUUGAUAAAGAUGUUGUUGCUUGGAAUGCAAUGAUCUUUGCGAACUCCAUGCACGGUUGUGGUGAGGAUGCUCUAUGUCUGUAUUAUCAAAUGAUAAAGUCAGGCAUGAAGCCUAACUCCAUGACAUUCAUGGGUGUUCUGUCUGGGUGCAGCCACUCUCUUCUUGUCCAAGAGGGUCGAUCGAUUUUCAGCUCGAUGAGUUGUGGUUAUGGGAUUGAACAAGAUGCUGAACAUUAUUCCUGCAUGGUUGAUGUCCUGAGUCGUGCCGGUCGCCUCCAAGAGGCUUAUGAGUUUAUUCAGGGGAUGCCAAUGGAACCAAAGGCUAGUGCUUGGGGAGCUCUGCUUGCUGCAUGUAGAGUGUACAAGAAUGUUGAGCUGGGAAUGAUUUCAGCAAACAGAUUGUUUAAGAUUGAACCAGAGAAUCCUGGAAACUAUGUCUUGCUUUCAAACAUACUUAUGAAUGCCAAAUUAUCAGAGGACGCUUCGAAUAUUAGGAGGCUGAUGAAAGAUAGAGGAGUUCGAAAGGCACCCGGUCGCAGUUGGAUCCAGAUUAAGAACAAAGUGCAUACUUUUGUCAAAGGUGAUGAUAACAUUGCCUGUAGGGAUGACAUAUAUGAUUUCUUGGAUAAGAUAGGAGAGAAGAUGAAGCGUGAGGGUUACGAACCAGACAUCGAAUUCGUGUUGCAGGAUAUUAGAGGGGAGGAAAAGGAGGAAUCAUUGUGCAGUCAUAGUGAGAGGCUUGCAGUUGCAUUUGGAGCUAUGCACCUGAAUGGUGAAUCAGCUAUAAGGGUAUUCAAGAACUUGAGAAUAUGUGGUGAUUGUCACCAUGCUAUUAAGUUUAUGUCUAAGAUUCUUGGUGUAGGUAUUAUUGUGAGGGAUAAGUUGAGAUUUCAUCAUUUCAGGGAUGGAUUUUGUUCCUGUGGUGAUCGAUGGUGAAGUGGAGAGUGAUGAAGGAUCAUGUUUCUAUGAGGAGAAGAAUGCUGGAUAUAACCAUAGUAAGUUGUUGGUGGUGUCAAAUCAAUGUUGUCAAAUGAUUGGAAAGGGUCAUUUAUGAAAUAUGAACAAACUGAGGCUAUUAUAAGAGCCUCCAGCCACCCUUAAUGUGUCUAACAAUUUGAGUACCACCUCUUUAAGGCCAACUAUAUCAGAGGGGAUUCAAACCCCCGACCUGAGGGGUCUUAUAUGCCAACCAACAAGUCGGGUAUGAGGCACAUAUAUAUAUAUCGCGGAUGCCAACUAUGCCACUCACCGUGACUCUUUGGUAGUGCAGCCUAGAGUAUGUCCCCUGUGAUCACGUGUUCGAUCUCGCCUGAGUGCAUCUGCCUUGCAGUGCAGGAUUGAGUGAUUAGAUACUUGAGGGUAGUUGCCGGUACAUUUUCCUAGCUCCCCCAUUUUAAUUUUGAUUGUGUUAAGAGAUGUCCAAAUAUCUAUAAUAUUGAUGUAGGAGUUUCAGAUCACAAGAUAAAUUAUGCCCACUUAU
Messenger RNA from Phalaenopsis equestris, 2775 nucleotides. Its product is annotated as pentatricopeptide repeat-containing protein At2g29760, chloroplastic-like. The coding region runs from base 213 to 2231 and encodes 672 amino acids. Lineage: Eukaryota; Viridiplantae; Streptophyta; Magnoliopsida; Asparagales; Orchidaceae. The transcript has 2 exons. Gene Ontology annotation, molecular function: zinc ion binding; protein binding; RNA binding. Gene Ontology annotation, biological process: RNA modification. The record is from RefSeq and is a predicted model, not a curated record.